CUCACACACACACACACACACACGGACUGCACGCAGCAUUGUGAGAAUUACAUUGUUGCAUAUUAUCCAAGGGCUUAGAGACGAUAAAUAACAGACAGCAGGACAAAGCACUAGUGCACAUCUGCAUCAGCAUAGUGUGAGGACGCUGGGAACGACCACCGACGAGGAAUUGAUCUGAAUAAUCAUAUGGAGGCUGAAUGCUGCUCAUUUAGUGCAACAUCUACAACAGUCUGCAGAAAUUUACAUUCCAGAGAGGGGGUGAAGUGGCUGCCUUUACAUCCAGAAACUGCCCCAACAUCAUGACGGAGGGCUGUGCAUCCUAAGAGGCUUUGCAAGUCUGGAAUGUCGCCCUAAAUCAAGAAGAGCAGCCGUAGACACCAACAUCUGGAUUUCACUGUGAUCCUGAUGCACGUCACCCUCUCUGACUGACGGGUUUUCUUUGGCAGCAAACUGGCAGAGAGAAAGAGAGCUUGCACAGGUGCGGUAGCAGCAGCAGCAACAUCCCAGAGAUUAUAGAUUUGGAGAUUACAGGACAACAGCAGGUCAGGGCACAUUGCCUUGUUGAAAUCCGAGUUCUCCACCUCACCAAUUCUGUUAAGAGCUGUCAUCGUAAAAUUGGCAGGCAAGACCUGCGACCCAACACACAUUCACACGCACACAACUCUUAUUUGCUGCUAUACAGAUGUCGUGUUGGAAGAAAAUCUUUUUUUUUCAAUUUGCUUUUUGUAGUGGAGUCGUUAGAUUCCUUUAAUCACCUUUGUUGACAUCUUUUCCCCCGGUUUUCAUUUCAUUGAUUUUUAUUAUCCACUGACUUGGAGAGGCUCUCAAUUGAGCAAAAAGCAUCCUUAAAUUAUUAUCUAGAUUGGAAUGUUCAGAUCCCAGUGCUAUUUUCCAGACUGUUGGAAGUUUGUCACAGUUGAAUCUGCAAACAGCUUUCAUUGAAGAAACAUUAAAGGCAGAUAGACAAGUGCUUGUCUCUGCACUAAAAGUAAAUCACAGGAUACUCGGCUACAGCAGAGCGAUGGAAAUGAAAACAGUUUGGAGAGCAUUGUAGAAUGUGAAGCUUUUCAAGAUGUCUGCAAAAGAGCUUCAUUACAAAUCUGUCAGAAAACUCCACCCGUUCCCUCCUCUGGCUGUGAAGUUCGGCAUAUCGGCUCGCUAGACUGAGCGUACGGACAAACCAGAUUACAGUGACAAACUUGGGCUCCUAGAGGACUGUAAUGGAACAGACACGGAUGACAGCCUAGCUUGUCUGGCACUGAGAUGUCAAAACCACAGAGGGGGCUUUUCCUCCAACUGUCACUGCAGGGAGAAUAGAGGCGAUCACACACAGACGCCUACAAGAAGAGGCGAAAGACUGGUGCGUGUUUGAACCGUUGCUGUACAGACAGUUCAAAAGCGUGAAAGAGGGAGCUGGAGGAGAUCCCAUAGUGUAGGGGGAAGAAAGCGAAAAUAAAUAGCUGUAAAAAGCUCCACGGCAGCGGUGACACAUUGAAAGAGAAGACUGACAGACGGGAGAGCGGCGGUGGCAGUUCACAGGCAUACCGUUUUGGGAGAUUCACACAAUUUUGGGUUUAAAGCCUGUGUCGCUCAGUACGCCAAGUAGUACUGAGUUCAGGUUGGGCACAGUGGCAGGGGCCGGUUCAUGGCAGUGGGGCGGGCGCAUGCCGUCUGUGCCUCCGCAGCGAGAGGGACGCUUAGGAUGGGGUUGGGCUGCAUGGGCACGGGCUCAAAGGAUGGCUGAAUUGAGGCCCUGGGUGCCUGUCGGAGUCGCAGCAGGAGCGACAGCAGGAGACCGUGGAGGCAAGCGAUGCUCACUACGCUUCUGCGUGGUCUUGGGAUCCCUGGCCCUUCUGUUCCUCACCUCACUUUUCUUCUCCUUCUCGCUGAGAGGAGGAGCCGGCCUGCCUUACUUGGAACCCCCGGGAUGGGAAGAGUCGCACAGGGUUAAGCUGGUGCCUAGUUAUGCAGGUUCCCACCGGGUGAUCCCAGCCGAGAGUGCUCAGCAGAAGACGUGUGCCUGCUCUCGGUGCGUGGGCGACCCUGGUGUUUCCGACUGGUUCGACGAGAACUAUGACCCAGACAUUUCGCCUGUGUGGAUUCGAGACAACAUCCAGCUGCCUUCAGAUGUGUACUACUGGUGGGUGAUGUUGCAGCCUCAAUUUAAACCCCACAACAUCCAGCAAGUUCUGCAGAGGUUGUUUCAGGUCAUUCCAGGCCGUUCACCAUACGGUUCGUGGGACCCUGCUCGCUGCCUGCGCUGCGCCGUUGUGGGCAAUUCAGGCAACCUCCGCGGGGCAGGUUAUGGUCCGGUGAUUGAUGGCCAUGACUUCAUCAUGAGGAUGAAUCUGGCCCCCACUGUAGGGUAUGAAGAGGACGCCGGCAGCCGUACCACACACCACUUCAUGUACCCAGAGAGUGCCAAAAAUCUGGCGGCCAAUGUGAGCUUUGUUCUGGUGCCCUUCAAGACUCUUGACUUGCUGUGGAUCACCAGUGCCCUCUCCACCGGACAGAUCCGCUUUACUUAUGCUCCGGUGAAGCAGUUUCUGCGUGUGGAUAAAGACAAGGUUCAGAUCUUCAACCCGGCUUUCUUCAAAUAUAUUCAUGACCGCUGGACACGUCAUCAUGGACGUUACCCAUCCACUGGCAUGCUCGUGCUGUUCUUUGCUCUACACGUAUGUGAUGAGGUGAAUGUCUUUGGUUUCGGGGCGGACAAUCGGGGAAACUGGCACCACUACUGGGAGCAGAACCGCUAUUCUGGAGAGUUUCGCAAAACAGGCGUCCAUGAUGCCGAUUAUGAGGCCCAGAUCAUUGACAAGCUGGCCAAGGCUGGCAAGAUCUCAGUCUUUCCUGGAAAGUGAAUCUGGGCACCAGGUGCAUAUAAAUGGACCAACUGAUGGACUACCAUUAACAAAACCACCCAUUAUCCACUUGACACACUUAGUGUGCCUGUUAAACGUGAUCAAGAAGUAAUGUUUCAUGAUCUUAUUACCAUUCGAUGCUGUCCCGAGCGGACGGGAUCCUGGGCAUCAUCUUCCCAUGAUGUGGUGGUUUUGAGACGAGAUGCCAGUAAAUGUGCUUUUCCUUGCAGGCCUACCUCAACUAGGACAAGGAACUUAACUUGGCAAGGAACGCUAAUAUUUCAUCACUAAACAGCAUGUUAGGUUUUUGUGCUGGGAAUGGAAUUAACUCAUAUUUAUGACAUUUGCUGACUAGUAAUGAUGCAGGAACUCUUUCCCAUUGGUCUAAUGGCCAGCUAGAUGAGUGAGACCAACGGUCACUAUAGUUCAUCAUAGUAGUUCUGUGAUUUAUUAAAGCGAGAGUUCACCCCAUUUACUCACCAAUAUGUCUUUACAAACCUGUAUGAUUGACUUAAAUCUACAAAAUAUCUUGGUGUUUUGCAGAUUAAAGCAGUUUUUGUCAGUGAAAGCCAAUGGGGGUCAAAAACUUGAGAGUCGCUUGAAGUAUCAAAAAGAUGAAUAAAUGACAUGAUGAUAGUUUUAAGGUGAACUGUCCCUUUAACUAAAAGCUUAAUCAUAGUGGUAGGUUUUUUCACCACCAAUAUAGUGUUGAAAUUAGACUGGACGUAUAUGGCUGAGGGGAAGUUGUGGUCCUGCUGUUAAAUGGAGCUUUAUUUUGUCCUAAAGGACAGUUUUGGUUGUUUGUGUUUCCGAUUAUCAUGCUAACAGUUUGCUCUUACUGUGUGCCACAGCAACAGCUUUGUCUUUCCACUUCGUUUUUUGCUAAUCACAUUUGGGCACUGAUGGUUCCUCUGGUCUGAGGAGGAGGGAUAGAUUGAUACUCAACACCAGAAACCGAAAACCACUGACAGUCCAAUGUGAACACACAUGAGCAAUAUAUUCAGUAUAUUUGGAGUACAUUUAGAAAGUGACGCUAAUAAAACUGUGGUGAUUGUUUUAGAAAUGCACUGUGAACAGUGGUAGAGCUUCAUUCCUGAUCUACAGCACACUACUCUCUUUAAUCUAAUAGUGUUAGGUGAUGAUAAAAAAUGGCGAUAGGCGUUCGAUUGUAAAGUCUGAUGUCAUUUUGCGAUACAGACUAGCUGACAGAUUGGUGGACAUCAUUGAUUGAUAGUUUUUUGAAAGCAUGUAGACACUACUUUGCUGCUGUUCAGUCAUUUCACAUCAGGUUAUGGUAUAAUUUGUAUAGUUUUUCUUGUAUAAUUUAUUACAUUAUAUUGUUUAAAAGGAAAGCAGAAAGAUUAAGAAUGCCUGCAAGACUGCCUAGGGCUUUCUGUGCAGCCCCUAAUUGGGACUUGCUAGGAAAAAAAUAUGAGGUGAGCAGGAAAUGCUGUGUCUUCUAAACUUUUAGUUGUGCUGAGAAAUUCGGAAGUGGCUUGCAAAAUGGUAGCGUUCCCCUGAGAAACUCUGUUUGCUUUGAAAGUGAACACACAUUUUGAGAAGUGACGAGUUAUUCUGAUGAAAGGAAACAUUUUGCGAGCUAUUGCUAAUUGUAAUUCCUUGCAAAAUAUCUACAUAUUGAGUGAAAGUUCUUUGCAACAGGUUUUGUUUUUAAGCAUUUAAUGAAAAGCAAAGAUUUUCUGCGGUAGCCUACUUAUUUGCAAUGACCACUUUGUGAGCAAAUGCUAAGUUUCUUAAGAGGAUUUUUAAAGUUUUGCAAGGAACUAAAAAGUUUUGGGGGGUAAAAGGCAUUUCAAUGACUUUGUGUUUCCCUAGAGAAACUUUCCGCUGGUUCGUUCCCCAAGAAACAGUUUUAGUUUUCUUCCCAUCUCAAUUGUUUUCCCCCAUCACUUCCCUUUUAGGCGUUCUGUAGCUUUCUGCUUGGCCUAGUCUGAGUUUUGACUUUCAGGUUCAGUAGUUGUAGUUUUUUUCAAAAUGUAAACAUAUCAGCUACUUCAGUGUGUAAAUGCGCACACAUGUUACAUGCUUGCGUGCCUUGUCCUCGCUUCUGGACACGUCCCCUCUCCAGAGCACAGCUAACCUCAUUAUAAGACGCAUAAACACAUGCUAUUGUUCCUUUAGCCUUCUUACAGACCAUUUAUUGACACACAUUCACGCGCACAAAUCUGGGCUCUAAAAUAGGGCACGGAUCGUCUACCCACCAGCUGUCCUCCACCCACACAUGAUUCACGGCUUCUCCUGUGCGCCACCAUCCUUGUGUCUGUUCUACUUUAAGCUAAGCUGAAGCGCCGUGCCUUCGGGAUCAGGGUGGGAAAAGCUCUCUCACCUGAAAACCUUCUCCAAUCUUGAUUUUUAAGAGCUACCUACUUGUAUUCAAUGGAAAAAAGUCUCUUGAACCCUUUGAAAAUCUAGACCUGUGGCACACUAAGUGCUUUUAUACAUUGUCAAUAAAGCGUAAUUGUCUUUUGACUAACAUAUCUCGGAAUAAAAUUCAACACCGAAUGCUGCAGUGGCUUUAUUAUAUUUAAGCCUAUUCUGAGGGAUUAUUAUUGGGCAUUUCACAGUGAAAUUCUAAUAUCAUGGAUAUGUAGGAUGGCUGCCCUCUCAUCACCAAAGAGUUUUAUCCCAUGACUAAACCUGUUUUUUUUUUUUUGGUUGCUGCUGUUGUUCCGAGUUUUAUGUCUUUGGAUUAAAGAAAAUAAGUUGGCUCGUGAAGUUCUCGUAUUAAUCUUUAAAGCAUUUAUUAAUCCUGGAUGGUAUUAGUUGGCAAGGAGAAAUGUUUCUCGUCUUGUUUUUGUGCCACGGGAGGAUUGUAGCCUGCUGCGAAGCAAUUUAUGAAAGACUACAUUAUGUCCACCACUAUUUGAUAUGUUCUUUGGCCAAAUUGCGUGAAGAGAUCAAUUCCAAAUGGUCCCGAUUUUCUUUAUGCUCCUGCCAAUGUACAUAGCACUAAAUUAUCAGUCUUUGUGCAUCCUUAUUGUCACAUUGAGAGAGCUUUUUCUUGUACUUCGUAUCAUCUUCGCUGAAUUGUGUGCAGGAUGCAGAGGCUGUGAAAUAUUGAAUGAGAUGAAGAUUACCAAGCCUGUGAAAUUUAACUGCUUUUUCAUUUUCUUUGCUGCUUUUUUUCCCACAAUCAUGCACAUGAUUGUAUCUUCGAGAUAGAAACGUUGAGCGAUUGAUGCAUCUCUUUGUUUUAUUAACAUUUUUCCAAGCCUUUGUUUUCCAUUUAAAAAUAAAACGGCAGCAUAAAACCCUGAUAUGAAGUAUAAAAAUGAGGCUCCAGUUUUUCCGGACAGACUCCACUAUCAACUUGAAUGAUGUUGAAUCCUGUUCUCCAUGUGAAGGAAUCCUUCAGCACAGACUGUACAUAUCCUCACUGUGUUUGCUCUCAUUAACCUCUCAUUAGUGUUGAUAUCGUGAUUAUUGGUCAGUGCUCCUUCUUUACUUUCACAACCUCAGUAUUUGUGUAAUUAUGGACUGUUUUUAUCUUUAAUGCUACUGUAAGGAAUA
Danio aesculapii is the source of this 6392-nucleotide messenger RNA. It is a transcript of the gene st3gal2, whose product is annotated as ST3 beta-galactoside alpha-2,3-sialyltransferase 2. The record is from RefSeq and is a predicted model, not a curated record. Gene Ontology annotation, molecular function: beta-galactoside (CMP) alpha-2,3-sialyltransferase activity. Bases 1665 to 2861 code for a protein of 398 amino acids. The transcript is spliced from 7 exons. Lineage: Eukaryota; Metazoa; Chordata; Actinopteri; Cypriniformes; Danionidae.